Prunus armeniaca (apricot) is the source of this 351-nucleotide messenger RNA. NCBI's taxonomy places the organism in Eukaryota, Viridiplantae, Streptophyta, Magnoliopsida, Rosales, Rosaceae. The record is from the annotation of a GenBank genome assembly.
AUGAUUGAUAAGGAGCUUGAAGUUGCAGAUGAUUUGGGUGAUAGCCAAAUUUCUGAGAAGUUUUCAAUAGCCAUUGACUCAUCCAUUUUGCAAAACCAGAAUGGAAGAAGCCAAGGAGCACAAGAGCUGCAGAAGAGAUUGAAAAAUUUGAGAUCAAUCAAGCUCUCAAAAUCACCAAGCCUGAAGUCAUCUAGAAGAAGGGCCAGGCAGAGAUCCAAUAAUCACCAUGUAUGCAGUGAUGCAGCAAGCUCAGCAGCACAAUCAAUUUCAUCUGAUAUGUCAACCUGUUUUGAUACAAGUACAGAGAAUCUACAGGCAAAAUUCAACAAGAACAAUAACAAGGCGGUCUAG